GCCGGAAAGGAAAAAACACACACAUACACACACCGAAACACACAUCUCAUCGGACUAACAGCGCAGCCGAGGGUUUAAUCUGUAGUUUAUUCUGGGAGCUUCUCUUUUUACACACAUAAGAUGGGAAAGAACAAUCAAGACCACCGCAUUAUUGCCACCACAAAGGAAUCGCCCACUUUUAGAGAGAUGGCCCAGGAGACCAAUCAGAGCCCCGUGCCCAUGCUCUGUGCCACUGGCUGUGGUUUCUAUGGCAACCCAAGGACCAAUGGCAUGUGCUCAAUCUGCUACAAAGAGCACUUAACAAGACAAAACAAUGGGGGAGUCAGUCCUAUUAGCACAAUGGCAGGUUCCAGCAGUGUAACUAGUAGUGCUACCUCUGAAGCCUCAGCCAUUCAGAUCAUUGAAGCCACACUAAACAAUACUUCCUCUGCAAGUGCUGCUGAGUCACCUAACAGCAAAGCCGCUACUGCCCUUCCGGUUACACAACAGAUGACGGAGAUGAGCAUUUCCUGUGAAGAGGAGGUGACCUCUCCAAAAGUAGAACUUCCUGAAGCAGUUGUCACUCAGCCAACAGCAUCCGCUGCACCUUCUAGCGCAGAUGGUAGCGAUGAAGACAAGACGCCAGAAGCCCCCAAACCUAAGAAAAACAGAUGCUUUAUGUGCCGCAAGAAGGUCGGUCUUACAGGGUUCGACUGCCGCUGUGGGAAUCUAUUUUGUGGACUUCAUCGCUACUCGGACAAGCACAACUGCCCCUACGACUACAAGGCGGAGGCUGCUGCCAAGAUCCGCAAAGAGAACCCCGUCGUGGUCGCCGAUAAGAUUCAGAGAAUAUAAAUCUCUCGCAAGUCCACGCCUUGAUUUUUGUGAGAGAUCAGAUAAAAGGACUCACACUUGACCUGUGAUUCAAAAGACUAGUUUUUUUAAAUUACCAUAUGGGGAAAGAUUCCUGUUUCUAAGCCAAUGCAUGAGUGAUCACUUUGUUUCCACCUUUCUUUUUGAUUUCUGAUCGUAUAUGAGCUUCAAUUUAAAAUAGGGAUGUCAAACAAACAAAAGAGAUUGUAUAAAAGCCAGAGACAUUUGCCCAACGUGUCUGUUUUCUGAGUGAAAUGAAUUGCUUUAACUUGACCGAAUGCGAUUGUUGGGUUAAAGGCUGUCUGUUGUGAUUGUCGUACGUUAACGUUGUGAUUGCGUCACUUGGCUCGUCUCUUAUGACGUGGGACUCCGAAGACUGUUACCGAUCUGAUGGUGUGACACGAGCAACAGUGCAUGGCUGGCUCAUGUAGCAAAUGGACACUUCAGUUUCCUCCAGGUUAACUGCUCCCCUUAAGAGAGUCAACCUUUUACGACAUUAAUCGCCGAUGUUUUCUGCUCGUGCAUCAGCCUUCAUCAUUUAUCAGUCUAUUAGAUUGAUGCUGGGUUUUACUUCCGCCAAGCUGUGUUAAGAAUUUUUUAAUAUAUGAACGGACUCUGUGAAAAUAAGUAAUAAUGUUCGGAUGGGUUAACGCAGCCAGACCAGAAUGAUUACCGAUCAGUUUGCGCAACUGCUUACACUGUCCUUGUCGAGUAAGGAUUGAAUCAGAAAUUGCAAAUAACAUGUUAAUUUAUUCUCUUCCCACAUAAACGUUUAAGUGAAUUUUGCGAUAUUUACACAUUCUAGCGUUAAAUUGUAAGGGGGCACUAAUUUAUGAACCUGCGGUUCCAGGGCCUUUUGUUCUGUUCAAAGAGUUGGAUUUUUAAAUGGGUGUGUUGCAUGGUUAGUAUUAUAUUUUAAAUUGACAAUAAAUUAGAAGUCUAUUUCCUUUCCUUUUUGCUCUAAUUCACUUUGGUAUUUUUUGUGCGAUUUGAUCUUUUCAGUGGGUAUUGUGGAUUGUGUCACAUGCAAUUUUUAAAUGCAGGUCAGCAUAAAUGGUAUUGUUUUGUUAUUGAAUCGGGCCUAUGAGAGUGCUCGAGUAUUAUGUGUCAGUAUAUGUGUAUCGAGUAGACCACUCAGUGAAUUGCAUCUUUUUAAUCCGAGGCUCAGUCAGUUUCAUAUUUUGGGUCUGGCUGCACAGCUCUGUUUGUUUAGAGCUUUGUAAGUUUACACUAACCAUCUGUUCUGUUUUGAUUUUAGUUUAGCAAGUUUGUACAAACUAUAUUUAUUAUAUGUAUUGCGCAUAUAAUCUUGUUACCCAACAUUACUUUGAAAUUGUACCGUGUAAAUAAAAUUAUGUACAGAGAUA
Molecule: messenger RNA, 2219 nt
Organism: Xyrauchen texanus (razorback sucker)
Lineage: Eukaryota; Metazoa; Chordata; Actinopteri; Cypriniformes; Catostomidae
Gene: zfand5b
Product: zinc finger, AN1-type domain 5b
Exons: 6
Coding region: 121-834 (237 amino acids)
Molecular function (GO): zinc ion binding; DNA binding
Source: RefSeq, a predicted model, not a curated record